AUCUGCCUGCAGACCACAGCAAAAGAAAUCUUUAGACAACGUCCUUCACAUUUUCACACAGACAGAUGAGAGGAGCAGCUAUGAGAUUAAAUACAGCAGUGAGAGGAUUUGUUGUCGUCGUUCUCUCUGGGUCAGUGGUACAGAGUCAGGAUGGCUGGGGAGUGACUUACACUUCUACUCAGAUCUGUGCUGUAAAAGGAUCAACAGUGGAAAUAAAAUACAGCUACACAUACCCAUCCAGGACACAAUAUCAAAUUACUAAAGUUCAAAUGAAACUGUGGUUUACUAAAGGAUUCGAUCAUCAACCUGUGGAUCUGAAAUCAGACUCAGACUACACAGGACGAGUGGAGUAUCGUUCUAAUCAGAAGGACUGCACUCUGAGAAUCACAGAGCUGAGAGAGAGCGACUCAGCUGUGUACAAGUUCAGAUUCAUAACAAACCAACAAAGAGGGAGCUAUACUGGUUCACCUGGAGUCACUUUGACUGUCACAGAUCUCCAGGUGCAGGUGAUCACAUCACAGCACGGACAGGAUGGUACCCAGGUACAGCUGAAAUGUCACAGCAGCUGUCUGCCUGAUCAUCCUUCCUAUGUGUGGAUGAAGAAUGGGCAGGUCACUCUGAGAGAAACAUCUUCUACUCUUCGGUAUUUGUUAUUUCCUGAAGACAACAUUUCCUGUGCUCUAAAAGGACACGAGGAGUUUCCCUCUCCAUCAGUGUAUGCUCCAAAGCCUCCCUCUGUGUCAGUGAGUCCGUCUGGUGAAAUCACAGAGGCCACUUCAGUGACUCUGACCUGUAGCAGCGAUGCUAACCCAGCAGCUAGUUACACCUGGUACAAAGAGGAUGAAGACUCACUUAAAACAUCAGGACACAACUUCACCAUCAGCAACAUCAGGCCUGAGCACAGUGGGAGUUAUUACUGUGUGGCCCACAACAACAGAGGGACUCAUAACUCCACCUUACAGCUGACUGUUGCAGCAGGAGCAGGAACAUUAGAAGCUGCUGGAGUAACUGCUGCUGUUCUCCUGCCUGUCAUAUUCUUCUCUGUCUUCCUGUGGAUUCAAAAAAAAGAGGAUGUCCAAGGAACCUGUUAAAUCUGAAGACAGAGCCAACAACAGAGAACAGUGU
Oreochromis aureus is the source of this 1125-nucleotide messenger RNA. Its product is annotated as B-cell receptor CD22-like. The record is from RefSeq and is a predicted model, not a curated record. NCBI's taxonomy places the organism in Eukaryota, Metazoa, Chordata, Actinopteri, Cichliformes, Cichlidae. Bases 66 to 1091 code for a protein of 341 amino acids. The transcript is spliced from 7 exons.